Molecule: messenger RNA, 2276 nt
Organism: Oryctolagus cuniculus (rabbit)
Lineage: Eukaryota; Metazoa; Chordata; Mammalia; Lagomorpha; Leporidae
Source: RefSeq, a predicted model, not a curated record
UUUCACCAUCUGGGCGGAGCCUGCCCCUGCUUGGGUCCGUCCCCCCCAGACUUCCUGCUCAGGCAGGGCACUGGCUGGGAGCCUGGAGGGAUCAGAGGCUGCGCUCCGGGCAGGGGCAGGGGCAGGGGGAUGGCCGGCCGUGGCAGCGAUCUUUCCACCAGGCCUCUGGAUCCUGACGCCCGUGUUCACGGGCUGUGCUUCCCCCCUAGGAUGUCCAUAGAAGACCAGAGCGCAGAGGAACGGCUGAUCUAUGAGGCUGUGUUCACACACUUCAAGAGACAUAAAGUGGAGAUUUCAAGCGCGAUCAGAAAGACGUUCCCUUUCCUCGAGGGCCUUCGUGACCGCGAACUCAUCACAGACAAAAUGUUUGAAGAUUCUCAAGACUCUUGCAGAAACCUUGUCCCUGUGCAAAAAGUGGUGUACAAUGUCCUCAGGGAGCUGGAGAAGACCUUUCACUGGGCAGUUCUGGAAGCGCUGUUCAGCGAGGUCAACCUGCAGGAAUACCCUGAUUUAAUUUCCGUUUAUAAAAGCUUUGAAAGUGUGAUCCAUGACAAGCUGCCCUACCAGGACGAUGGUGGAGGAGAGAGAGGGGAGAGGUCCACCUUCCGGCUGCGCCUUAGACAAGGAGCCGGCGAACCUUCUUUUCAACAAAGCCUGCCCUGGUGCCCCUCAGACGCCUCGUCUUCUGACGGCACAACUUUGCCUGGAAAUGGACACUCAGGGAUGCCCCAUGAUGCAGAACAGACACAGGCAAGGAGAAAGGACACAUCCAGGGCCCCAGAUGAUGCCCCAGGAAGCCAACAAGCAAGCGAACCGAGUGCCCAAGAGGCUGAGCCUGCAGGUUCAAAGCCACCCAGCCAAGGGAUCAAAGUUAACUCCUGUUCUGUGCUUCUGGUGGACAUCAAGAAGGAGAAGCCAUUUUUUAAUUCAGAAGUUGAGGAACGAGCCCAAGCAAGGACAAACUGCAAGCAGCCAUCUGACGUCAUAGUCAUCAGUAGCGAGGACUCUGAAGAUCCCAGUGAUGGAGAGGAGCCCCCGAAAGCCUCCACCUCAGCACUGAGAGAGCCCACGGAUUUCAGAAAAUCAUCUCCAAUUAGGAAAAGCCUUACGAAAAGAGUGAGAAGACAGGACCAGGACUCUUCAGGAUCCAGUGAGGACGAGCCUUGCCCAGUCUCCUGGAUCUUGGGGCAGAAAGCUGAGCUGGGGAAGGAAGCUCCUGUGACUAUUGGAACCACAUCUACUUGGUGGAAUCACAACCAGAAAAGACGGCCUGGGAGCGGAGGCUCUUCCACGCUGAGCAGUGGGGAGGAGCCCCAGGAAGCCGCCAGCUCAGCCCUCCCAAGUGGGUCAGGAGCAGAACCACAAGGACCCAGAAAUAAAGAGUGUUCCUGUGUCAUGUGUUUCCCCAGUGGUGACCCAGGAGGCCAAGAAGCACGGACCAAAAGUGACCAAGCAUCAGGCAAGAUGGGGAAAAGGAGAAGACGCACACGCAGACGCACACGCAGACGUAAGCGCAAAACCCUCCAACGAGGUCCAAGAAAUCCCAUUGGCAAACAUGCAGACUUUCUACUUCCUGAACUUCCUGUCACCUGUGGAUUUAUGAAGGGAAUUCUACAUAAGGAGUUGCUGAAAGGUGCCUCGGCGAAGUGUAUAGAGUGUGACCUCGGGUGGCUCUCCCCUCGAGAAUUUGAAGUUGCAGGAAACCACAUAGCAUCCAAGAACUGGAAGAAAAGUUUGCAGUGCCAUGGAUUUUCUCUGAAAUCUCUGAUCGAGGAAGGUCUUCUACCAGAGCCAAAAGGAACCAGGAAAAAAAGAGGAGUGCAGAGGGCCAGAGGGAGGACUGUGUCUCAAGGCAAACCACUGCGCUUCCACCCACGUGCUCAAACACCAGGAUUUGGAUUCCAAAGAAAACCCCAUUCCGUGGGGCCGGCACUGUGACGUAGCGGAUAAAGCUGCCGCCUACAGUGCCGGCAUCCCAUAUGGGCACUGGUUGGAGUCCUGGCUGCUCCACUUCCAAUCCAGCUCUCUGCUAUGGCCUGGGAAAGCAGUAGAAGAUGGCCCAAGUGCUUAGGUCCCUGCACCUGCGUGGGAGACCUGGAAGAAGCUCCUGGCUCCUGACUUCGGAUUGGCGCAGCUCCAGCCAUUGUGGCCAACUGGGGAGUGAACCUGCAGGAUGGAAGACUCUCUCUCUCUCUCUCUCUCUCUCUCUCUGCCACUCCUUCUCUCUGUGUGUAACUCUGACUUUCAAAUAAAUAAGUAAAUCAAAACAUUCAUGU